Messenger RNA from Medioppia subpectinata, 1123 nucleotides. NCBI's taxonomy places the organism in Eukaryota, Metazoa, Arthropoda, Arachnida, Sarcoptiformes, Oppiidae. The record is from the annotation of a GenBank genome assembly.
AUGGAGAUACAACUAUCACAACUACUGGAUAACUGCCAUCCGGACACUCGAGUAAAGACAGUAAUAGCGGACAUCGAGUCGAGAGAUGGGACGGAAUUGAAGCGAUUAUGUGGUCUAAUGGUGUCGUCGGGUCUGAUCAGCGAAACGGGCACCGAUUCUGGCGAUAGUGACCACAAUCUGACGAGACUUUCCACAGCUUUUGACGAGUUAUUAGUUAACAUCAAAUCGUUAGAGACGGAGACCAAUGUAUUGACCGUUAGGAAAGCCACUGCCAUACAGAGCACCGAAUACAACAACGUAUAUCCCAUGAGCAAAAAACCUCGGGGUUAUUGCGUGAUCAUCGAUAACGAGUUCUUCACGGAUGAGAUCCAAUGCACACAUCCGCCGGAGAUAUCCUGCGAAUUGGUUCCGUUGGCACACAUCCAGUUGCGGCGCAGGACCGGCACCACAGCUGAUGCCAACCGACUGUCCUCUGUCUUUAAACAGCUAUUCUUUGCCGUCAAAAUCCAUAGGAAUAAAACGGUUGAACAAAUGAAAGCACUUUUGGCGGACAUCGCGGCCGACAGCGCACUCGUAGGACACGACGCUCUGGCGGUUAUAAUCCUAUCUCACGGCGCGACCGAAGGUAUAUAUGGCACGGAUGGGGUCACUGUUCCCCUCAAGAGUAUACUCGAGAUGUUUAACAACGAGAACUGUCCACAGCUUAUCGAUAAGCCUAAGAUGUUCUUCUUGAGCGCCUGUAGGGGCGGAAAAACCGACCCUGGUGCACGCAAGAGUUUGGGGCCGAAUUUGGCUGCGAUGGGCAAACCCUCUACUGCUCCCAUAGUUAGCACUUGGAGUGAUAUGUUUGUGUAUUUUUCAACCGUUGAGGGUUAUGUUUCAACGCGUAAUAUAUUUAAGGGCUCGUGGUUUGGCCAGGAGUUGGCCAACUGUUUGGCUGAAUCGGCCCAUAGGGAACAUCUCAACGACUUAGUGACCAUAGAAGUGGCCAAACGAGUCAGCGAUAGGAUUACCGAAAUAGAUGGCCGACCAAUCAAACAGGCCAUUGAGACCCAUAUCAGGGGCAGUGUUAAUAAGGUGUACUUUAAUCCGGGCCUUUAUGAAGAUGAUAGUUGAUAAAUUA